GAAUUUAAAGAAAGUAGGACAAUGUAUACGUAUCAUCCUUUUCUUAACAAAACGAAAACAUGGCUUUGUUUUAAAUAAUUCUUGCGAUUAUCUCAACGGAAACCUUUUUUCACGGCUAAAUCUACAAGAAACUAUGGCUUUCACUAACUGGAACAGAGCAUCUUUAUGGUGCUGUCGGGGAAGAACAUAAACAAACUUCGUCACCGAAACAGAUUAUUCGACGUCUUCGUCUUCUUUCUUCUAGCAGGUUCAAAAUCACCAGUCCAAGGAUACAACGCUGGAAACAACGAAUUAUUACUCUUGAACAAACAUGGAUGACCAAACAAGAAAUAUGCCUGUAAGCGUUGGCGUUUAUAGCAACGCUAAACAAAUUGCAAAAGGGCGCACAGACCAUGGACAGACAACUUGCACCAACAUGAAAGGCUUGUUAUCUAGGUUUCCUUCCGAUGAUUCAGUCUCGAUUGUUUCUGAAGUAAGAUCUAAAGCACACACCAAAUCUUUGACGUUAAUGGUCUCAAGCUCAAGCGUCGUACUGGUCGGUCAGUCAAGCAUAGAACAAGGAAAAAAUGAUCAUUGCUGUGGCCAAGAAAAGCUUUCUAAAGAAGUACAAGCCCAUUGCCGAAAGGCAGACUCGGAUGGAAUUGUUUCAUACAAUGUUGAAAAACCGAUGCCCCUAAUCAAGAAACAAGGGUAUCUCAAAGGACCACAAUGCGAGAGAAUCCUGGAAAAACUUGAGAUUUUGCAAGACAAUGGACAUUUUAACGAACACGAGCAAUUAGUCACGUCGUUGCUUCAGUAUUGUGCCAAUGGAAAGGAACCUGACUUGGAGUUGGCCUUAAAAAUAGAGCGAGGAGUGGCCUUUACUUAUCAGAGAGAGUCUCGAAAAAGCAAGAGUAUGUUUACCUCAGUCAUACAAUCAGACAAAAACAAAACGUGUCAUGCACUUAAUUCGGAUAUUCUGAUGGCAAGAGCCUUCUUUUUACUUGUGGCUGACAAAAGAAGAGGAAAGCGUGUGAAGUUACCUAGGCUCUUUGAAUACCUUGAGCGCAGCGAGUUUUUGUUGCAAAACUACGACUCGCCGGAAGAUUGGGCCGAACUCUACCAAAAAUACGGUCACCUUUGGAUGGAUCGCAUGAGCCUUAUACCGGAUGACCAGCGGAAUGCACAGGAGCGUACAAUCGUCAAAGAAAAGGCGAUAGACUGUCUUAAGAAAGCUAUCUCUUGCAGCCAAGAGGAUCCUCGAUUAAGGGUCCAGGCCAAAAGGCAAAGGUACACUCAUCUCAGUCUUGCAGCAUUACGCCUUGAUUGUGUUUCAACUGCCACGCGAACCCAAGCGAAACCUAUUCCAUUAACUGACAUAAAAGAAGCAGAAGAACACCUCAAUUUCGUUCAGCAUAAUCUUGGUGACAGUAUCCCCACAGGCACAAGAGUACUGCUCUUGAAAAAACGAUCGGAUCAGUUUUAUCGCCAAGGGCGUCUGCAACUUGCAAAGGAGAAAGCUGAGGAGGCUCUUAAUCUCGCCUCCUCUAAUAAAUUUAACACCGAAAUAGACCCACUGCAAGGACGUAUAACGUUUCUCGACGAUAAAAUUGAAAAAAACAAGCUAGUUGUUUCUACAGAACUCGAGCAUUCAAGUAGCGAAACCUGUUGCAGUGAAUAAAUAUUGGAAAGAUGGAGAAAGAUGUCGAUGCAAAAAGGAAAUCUAGUCCAAAAGGUUCGAGCCAAAAAAAUUACUAAAUAAAUAAGUAAAUGCUCCAAAAUUAUUUGGGAACAAAAGUCGUCCAAUAAGAUGGCCUUCAUGGCGAUUUCUCUUAUUGUUCUUUACUCUUCCUUUCAUUUAUUUUUCCAGAAUAUUUCUUCCGAACCAAUCAUUCAAGUCUUUUUCUUUCCAUUCGAGGAAAAUAUCAGUUUCUUCGCCUUCCCUCUAAAACCGCAGGUCGAUGAGUACAUAAUAAUUCCUCGAUUCCUGAAUAGUGGCAAACCAGAAAGAAAAAGUGUUGUUAUUGUGCAAUUUUGAAAAUUUUUUUCUGAAAAAGUUCGCCUUAGCCGACGCAGAUUAAAAUUAACAUCACGUCAUUCAAUUUCCUGACAAAACUGACACGGAUUGUAGCCUGGUAAGAGAGUUCUGCUUUCAUUGUUAAGCAGUUUACUGACCUCGUUCAACAGCAAAGGAAAGUACAAAUGAUGUAAUGAUAUAAUGCCUGAUGACUCACGCGACGAAUUUUUGCCGGAAAACGAACGUGAGGGAUGCAAAAAACUAAGCCACUAUCUACGCACCUACGUUAGCAGUCGCCAGCAGUCACUAACAGUCGCCUGGGUUAUUAUAUCGUGUUGCGUCAGUAUUGCAGCAAGCCGUAUUAAGCAAUAACAAAGAUAUAAAGGGAAUUUCCCUUUUGAUUACAAUAAACCUAUUCAUAUGUAAAUUGCAUUUAUGAGGGCUGAAUACUUAAACUUUAAAGAAAAAUUCGCGAGGGAUCUCUUUGAUGAAAGUUGCUUUUUCGAUCAUAAUUCCAAGAAACCGUCGCUGCAAACA
Pocillopora damicornis (cauliflower coral) is the source of this 2533-nucleotide messenger RNA. RefSeq lists its product as uncharacterized. The record is from RefSeq and is a predicted model, not a curated record. Lineage: Eukaryota; Metazoa; Cnidaria; Anthozoa; Scleractinia; Pocilloporidae.